AGAAGAGAAAUCAAACGUGUUGGUGUUUCAUACUCUAUAAAUAGCAAAUACCUCUACUCUACUACAUACAACACCUCUCUCUCUCUCUCUCUCUCUCUCUCUCUCUCUCUCUCUCUCUUUCUCUGUGCAUAUACACGUGCGAGCAAUAUAAUGAGGUGGAGGACAAUGCAGAUGAAGAGAAGAAAGAGAGUGGCGGUGAAGUCGAGAGCCACGGCGGAGAGGAAGCUCGUAAACCGUCUCCGGAGAAUGGUUUCACCGCCGGAGACUUUUUCCGGCGACAUUGACUCUGAGACGCUUCUCCGUCUCACGGCAGAUCACAUCUCCAUCCUUCAUGCUAAACUCUGUCUUCUUCGACGUAUCUCCUCUCUAUGCGGCCUCUGAAAUUAAGAUACACACGUGCUUUCGUGAUCAAUAAAUGAUGCAUAUAUAUAUGUAUUUAUUAUUUUUAGCCCCAUGCAUGUCGUGGAUUAUGGUGUCGAUACCAUAUUUAGUCAAGUGUGCGAACGCACGUGAAUAUGCGUCUUCUUCUAAGUAGUGUUAUAGCUCGUCGCGGUUGUAUAUUGACCAACAACGAGGCAUUAAACAAAUUUGUAAUCUAUUGCAGCGUUCCAAGGCUCGUGAUCACAUGUUUCUUUUAAGUGUUAUAACCCAUUUUCCGGUAUGUGUUUAGCGGAUUCGUUAA
This is a messenger RNA of Tarenaya hassleriana, 682 nucleotides long. RefSeq lists its product as uncharacterized. The record is from RefSeq and is a predicted model, not a curated record. The coding region runs from base 151 to 381 and encodes 76 amino acids. NCBI's taxonomy places the organism in Eukaryota, Viridiplantae, Streptophyta, Magnoliopsida, Brassicales, Cleomaceae. The transcript has a single exon.